Corchorus capsularis is the source of this 4608-nucleotide messenger RNA. The record is from the annotation of a GenBank genome assembly. Lineage: Eukaryota; Viridiplantae; Streptophyta; Magnoliopsida; Malvales; Malvaceae.
AUGGGCCUUGAGUUUGAUGGGCUUUACUUGCUGAGGAAGGCGAAUUCCCUCUGGCUAGGCAGAUGGCAACUCCAAGAAGGUGUAGUGAAGCUUCCUUCUUCCUCUGAUUGCUUCCAACAAGUGAGAGGAGGGUGGAGAGGAGAGGCCCAGAGGUCAGAGGCAGUUUUUUUUUAUAGAAGAGAUGAUUGUGGGAGCAGAGUUAGAGUUAAACCAUUAGACAGGGGUAGGAGGUUUUUUAGUAAUGGUCGAUUCAAUGAGAAGGGGAACAGAUUCAGUCACAGGCUGAGGAAUAAUUCUGUUGAGGAUCAACUUAAAGAAAGGAAGGGGAAGGGUGUCGCACAAAUUGUUUCGGAGCCUUCUAGCAGUAAAGUGGACAAGAUCCAUGACUAUGUUUGUAAACAGCCAGAAGGAAUACAUAACCAGACUGGGGACAAUGGUGUUCCAUCAACAAUUGGAGAGGAAGACAAUUAUAUUCAAGCUGAGAAAGGGCAGGAUUCUGUUCAAAUUAACGAUGAACCGAAUGAUGGUUAUGCCUCGUGUGAAGAAGUUGACCUUCUUUUUGAUAUUCUUGAUGAAGAUAUGCAAUGGCUGGAGAAAAGUGCUAUCGUUUUACUUAAAUCCAAUGUCAAUCCUUUGGAGAUCAUGGAUCUUAUUAAAGAUCAGGAUUGCUCGGUGAAGGUGAGUUUAUGGAGCAAUUUGAUGCUCAUUCUUAUAGUCGAGGAGGAAGCUUCUUUGGGAAAUUGUAUUGGCAUGGUCAAGAAUGCCUGCCUUGAUUGCAUUAUUGAAAUUGCUCCUUGGGAUACCUUCAAUUCUCAAUGGAGUGCUUUGGUAAGGAUCAACUUAUCAGAGGUUCCUCUUGAGUUAUGGCACGUCAACUUUUUCUCUGCUUUAGGCGAUCAUUUGGGGAAAUUUAUUCAAAUCGAUUCUCAAACUUCGAAUCGAAAGUGCUUUGUGACGGCAAGGCUGCAAAUCCUGGUUUCAAGUCUUUCUAACAUUCCAAAAUUGGUGGUAGGGAAGUCUUUAGGCGUUAAUUUCAAAAUUCCAGUCUCGGUAGAGACGAUGCCGCUAUUGAGAUCGACGGUGAGGGAUGGAUCUCCGGUCAGGCUUCCCCUUCAAAUUUUGAAUUGUGAUGCCCCUUCAUUGACUGCCGACAAGUACGUUGGGAAUAAGCUGUUGAUGAUUAAUGAUGUGGACAGCGAUAAGGUCUUAGAGUCGAGGGAGGCGGUGGAAUUUAAUGAUGAGAGCAGAACAAAAGUGCUUGAUGAGGAGAUCGUGGGCGAGAGUUUGCGUUUCUCUAGGAAUAUGGAUGUUUCUUUAUUUAAUAAUAAGGAUUUGGCUGUUCAUAAUUCUUGUCUACCAGAUGUGUCUGAUGAAUCUUUGGGUAGGUUUGUAGAGGAACCCAACGUGUCUGACCCGGGCCCACAUUUUUGCCACUCCAGUUCAAGCCCAACUGUGGAUAGCCCAAGUGCAGAUAUGAGAAGUGAAACCGGGCCUUGGAGAGAGGAUGGGCAUAGAGCUAUGGAGUCUAUUGGCAAAAGACUUAAAUGGAAGUCUUGUCGUAUUUGGGAUAGGAAGAAGAGGAAAAAGAGCAAGAGAGGGGUUACUAAAAUUAUUCUAGGUGAAGAAGCUAUUAUCGACUUUGAUUCAGGAAUUUCCUUAUCUGACGAGGAUAUUCGGAUGAGGAAUGAGAUUAUAUACCGAGAGGCGGAGAAGACGUUCGAUGUUAGUUCCGAUCUUGGUCUGCAAUUUUGUGAAGAAAAAAGUCAAAUUGUCUCAAGGGGUUUGGGUAGAAGAGAGAAAAGGAAAGCAAUGAAGUCGCUGGUAGUAAGGUGCCAAGCUGAUUUUUUGUUGUUGCAAGAAUCGAAGCUGGAGAAUGUCGAUGAUAGAAGUUUGAAUUCUAUCUGGGGGAAUAACAAGUUUGAGAGUAGGGUGGCUCCUGCGGUGGGACCGGCUGGCGGGUUAAUCUCAAUUUGGGAUAAAGAUUUUUUUGAUCUUAAUUUGGCUAUUGUGGAGAAUAGAUACAUCGUGUGUGUUGGGAAGUUGAAGUUGAAUGGGGUUCAGUGUUUAAUUGGGAAUAUAUAUGCGCCUAAUGAUGAACAAGGCAGGCUCAUUUUAUGGCAAGAGAUUAAAGAUCUAAAGGAGCAAUUUGAUUUACCGUGGAUACUAGGAGGUGAUUUCAACACGGUGCUGAAGAUGGAUGAAAGGGAAGGCGCUGCUCCUAAUACUCUUGGUAUUAGUUCUUUUGGAGAUUCUGUUAAUGAUAUGCAGCUUGUGGAUUUACCUUUGUUGGGUGCCAAAUUUACUUGGGGCAGCAAUAGAGAAAUUCCUUCCUUUAGCAGACUUGAUAGAUUCCUUGUUAAUUCAGAGGUUUUACUUUGUUUUCCGGAUCUUAAACAGAAGGCUAAGCCGAAAUCUCUAUCGGAUCAUAACCCAAUUCUUCUUUCAGUGGAUGACACAAAUUGGGGUCCAAAGCCUUUCAAGUUCUUCUCACAUUGGCUAGAGCAAAAAGGGUUUCAAGAACUUAUGAGUAAGGCGUGGCAUGAUUUUGAGGUGGAGGGUACUGUUGAGAAUGAUCUGAAACAGAUUCUUGUGGAGAAAAAAGCAGAGCUCUGGAAAUUGUAUAGAUUGGUGGAAAGAUCAUGGCAACAAAAGGCGAGGAUGCAGUGGUUGAGGGAUGGUGACAAGAACUCUAAAUUCUUCCAUUUGGUGGCUUCAAACAGGGCUAGAAGGAACCAUAUUGAGAAAAUUGAGAUUAAUGGCAAAACAUUUGUUCAUCCUGAAGAGGUCAAGGAAGGUAUCUCUUCUUUUUUUGAAAAGUUCUAUAAUCUGCAAAGUGCUGCAAAAGUAAUCGAAUUUGAUUGUUCCUUUAAGAAGCUUUCGAGUGAGAAGGCAGUGUGGUUAGAAAGGGUUAUUGAUGAAGUGGAGCUUUGGGAUGCCAUUAAAGCUUGUGAUGGGAAUAAGGCACUUGGCCCUGAUGGAUUCAAUUUGAGCUUUAUCAAAGAUCAGUGGGAGUCUAUAAAAGCAAAGUUGCUUGAUUUUGUCAAUAAUUUCUGUUCUGAUAGGGGUUGCAAUAGCAAUUUCAAUAACUCUUUUGUCACUUUAAUUCCAAAAUGUGAUGGAGCAUCUAAAAUUGAGCAGUACAGACCUAUUAGUUUGGUGGGUUGUCUUUAUAAGAUUAUUGCAAAAGUGUUUGCCAGAAGAAUUAGAUCUGUGAUGUCUGAGGUUAUUGGUGAUUCGCAAUUCGCUUUCAUAAAGAGUAGGCAGAUCCUUGAUUGCUCCCUUAUUGCUAAUGAGUCAGUGGAUGCCAUGAAGAAGAAAGAAGAGGGCGGUGUUUGCUUUAAGGUGGAUUUUGAGAAGGCUUAUGAUAGUGUCGAUUGGAACUUUUUAGAGUUUAUCAUGCGUAAAAUGGGUUUCGGUGAGACUUGGAUCAAAUGGAUAAUGAGAUGUGUUUCCACACCAUCUAUUUCCAUCCUUAUUAAUGGUUCGGUUGGAAGGAAUUUUUCUACUUCAAGGGGUCUGCGCCAAGGUUGUCCAUUAUCUCCGUUUCUCUUCAAUUUGAUUGAGGAAGCUUUCAGUCUUUUGAUUCAUAAAGCCUGUUCUCUUGGGUUGUUUGAAGGAGUUAAGGUGGGGAAUGUUAUGGUGUCUCACCUUCAAUACGCUGAUAACACCUUGAUUAUGUGUAAAGCAAAAGGGGAGCAAGUGAAGAAUGUGAGAAGAAUUUUAAGAUGUUUCCAGCUUGUGUCAGGAUUGAAGGUUAAUUUUGCUAAGAGUAGUUUGAUUGGGAUUAAUGCUAAUCCUGAUGUUAUUAAACAGUGGGCGGAUGAGGUUAAUUGCAAAGUUGGUUCUCUACCAUGCUCUUAUUUGGGCUUGCCUCUUGGUGCAAGACCUAAUGCUGUGGCUAUAUGGAAGCCUGUGAUUGAACGCUGCCAAAAAAAGCUUGCCACUUGGAAGGCUCGCCAUCUUUCUACUGCUGGUAGAUUAGUUCUCAUCAAAUCAGUCUUUGCUAGUUGCCCGGUGUACUUCAUGUCCCUCUUUAAUUUGCCUUGUGCUGUCAAAAUGGAACUUGAGAAAUUGAUGAGGAAAUUUCUUUGGUCAGGUUCAGAUGACAAAAGAAAAAUUCAUUAUGUGGAUUGGGAUACAAUAUGCAAGUAUAAGGAGUUUGUUGGUUUGGGCAGCAUUGAUUUGGGUUUGAGAAAUAGAGCUUUGUUAAACAAAUGGUUGUGGAGAUAUGGGAAUGAACAUGAGUCUUUAUGGCACAAAGUGAUCAUUGGUAAGAACAAGUUAGUUGAUGAUUCAAUUAUCCCAUCCGGUAAUAUUAGACAUUGCUCUGCAAUAUGGAAUGCCAUCUCGAAACCUUUGAGAAGUGGUGAUAGUUUGUCCUUGUUCACUAAGAGUGGCUUGAUGAUUUCAGUUGGUGAUGGGAAGAGAGUGAAGUUCUGGGAGGAUAAUUGGGUGAAUGGCUUAAUUCUUAAAGAAGCAUUUCCUAGAAUUUUUGCAUUGGCUGUUUCUAAAGUUGGGAAAGCUGUUGAUUUUGGUUGUUUUGAAGGGAAUGCGUGGAGGUGGAAGGUUGAGCUUAGAAGGAAUCUCUUCGAUUGGGAGAAUGAGUAG